AGAAACUCUAAUCCAUCCCAGCGAGCAGACGAACAGAAAAUGUGCCGUCAUAACUGACUCUGUGGCGUUGGAUAAAAGCCGUCGGAUAUUGUCAAGCGUUUCUUCUGCAAAAGGGAAUAAAACUAUCCACGCAGGAAUAUUUUCACGCAAGACCUCAUGGACUAAAACACACAGCAAAUUAAGUGAGAGUGGAUACUUGGACAUAUAACCAGGACAUCAAGAGACCAAGACUUCUCUGAGAAAUGUCCAACACAACUGGGCGAGGUCAUGGGGGUCUUAAUCAACUAGGCGGCAUGUUUGUGAACGGACGCCCGCUCCCAGAGGUCAUCCGACAGAGGAUUGUGGACAUGGCACACCAGGGAGUGAGACCCUGCGACAUCUCUCGCCAGCUGAGGGUCAGCCACGGCUGUGUCAGCAAGAUCCUGGGCAGGUACUAUGAGACGGGAAGCAUUAAACCAGGAGUCAUCGGGGGCUCCAAGCCGAAAGUGGCGACUCCUAAAGUGGUGGAUAAGAUAGCGGAGUACAAGCGGCAGAACCCCACCAUGUUUGCGUGGGAGAUCCGAGACCGGCUGCUGGCCGAGGGCGUUUGUGAUGGCGAAACCGUGCCCAGUGUCAGCUCCAUCAACAGGAUUAUUCGCACAAAAGUUCAACAGCCAUUCAACCUUCCUCUGGACAGCAAAGGCCUCAGUCCUGGACACACACUUAUUCCCAGUUCAACCGUGACUCCUCCAGAAUCUCCUCAGUCGGACUCUCUGGGCUCCACCUACUCCAUCAGCGGCCUGCUGGGAAUCCCACAGACCAGCGCCGAGGGCAAGAGGAGCCUCGAUGACAGCGAUCAGGAGAGCUGUCGGCACAGCCUGGACUCUCAGGGCAGCGGUGGCAGGCCGCAGAAACAGCUGAGGACCGAACACAUUGCAACCCAGCGCCUGGACUGUGGCUUUGAGCAGCACCACUACAGCUCUGAAACAUUCAGCCGGACCACGACCGGGAAAACAGAGCAGGCGCUCUAUCCUCUCUCACUCAUCAAUGGCAGUCUGGACGAGGGUAAAGGUGCUUCAGCUCUCAGUCGAAACCUGGCGGCCCAUCAGGGAUACACAGUGGUUGCAGAAGCUCUACAGCCCCUCCCACUCUGUCUGAAACAGGAAAUGUCACCCGAGGUGAACUGCUCAAGCCCCUCCCCCAACAUCAUCUCUAAUGCGGCUUUCCUGGAGCUCACCUCAUCAUCAGCACCCAUCUCUAACAGCUGCAGCAAUGCCACUCAUUUAUCUCAUGGCUUCAACUCAUUUUCCCAUCAUGCCCCAGUGCACGGGCAGUUCGGCAGCCCGCCGCUCAUCGCAGGCAGAGAUGUGGCAAGCUCAAUGCUGCCCGGUUAUCCUCCACACAUUCCCUCGGCCGCACAGACUGGCUUCUCCUCGUCCACCAUCACUGGGAUGGUAGCAGGUCCAGAAUACACGGGCCAGUCCUACAGCCACGCGCCCUACACGUCUUACAGCGACGCCUGGAGAUUCACCAACUCCAGCAUAUUAGGUUCUCCGUAUUACUACAGUUCCUCCCGCGCGCCGCCGCCCUCCGCCGCCGCUUACGAUCAUCUCUAGCGCCGGAGAACCGGAGAACUUUCUCUUUCUACUGUGGAGCGUCCAGUGAAAGACACGAGGAGUAAAGAAAAACGAAAACAUAUUGACGGACGAUACCUUUUAUUGCCUGUAAAGCUAUUUAUGUCCUUUGUUCAAGGCCUUUUGCAGCCACACGUUUACAUCUUUAUAUUGUACAGAAACACUCGGACGUUGUUUUUAACAGCUGGAACUUCUGAACUGUAGCUACACGAUUUACAAAUACUACCAAACUGACAACUAUAUCCACAAAACUGAACAAAUAAACUAUAGAAAUCAAAAGGUUAUAAAGGAUUCUAUGAGAAACAUUGCUGUUCCAUUGAGAUGGUCAUUUUGUUGACGUGACAUUUAAUUGAGUUUGCAUUCGAUCUGAAUCAAAUAAUCUCUGAUGGGCGCUUCAUCUCUAUUCUUACAGCAGAUAUAAAUAAUGUUGUCUAUGACAAGCGGACUUUUCAUCUUCAUUGUGCCGCAUUUCACCAUCGUCUAACAAAUCAAAAACAUCAU
This is a messenger RNA of Carassius carassius (crucian carp), 2114 nucleotides long. RefSeq names its product paired box protein Pax-8-like. The record is from RefSeq and is a predicted model, not a curated record. Gene Ontology annotation, biological process: regulation of transcription by RNA polymerase II; anatomical structure development. Bases 243 to 1595 code for a protein of 450 amino acids. Lineage: Eukaryota; Metazoa; Chordata; Actinopteri; Cypriniformes; Cyprinidae. Gene Ontology annotation, molecular function: DNA-binding transcription factor activity, RNA polymerase II-specific; RNA polymerase II cis-regulatory region sequence-specific DNA binding. The transcript is spliced from 12 exons.